This is a messenger RNA of Lepisosteus oculatus (spotted gar), 2139 nucleotides long. RefSeq names its product acetyl-CoA acetyltransferase 2 (gene acat2). The record is from RefSeq and is a predicted model, not a curated record. Gene Ontology annotation, cellular component: mitochondrion. Gene Ontology annotation, biological process: fatty acid beta-oxidation. Gene Ontology annotation, molecular function: acetyl-CoA C-acetyltransferase activity. Lineage: Eukaryota; Metazoa; Chordata; Actinopteri; Semionotiformes; Lepisosteidae.
UAUAGAUGUAAGGAAAAAGGAAUUCUCCAGAGAACCGAGUUCAUUCAGAAGAAAGGAGCAAGUUAGGUGCUGAAAGGACCAGAAAGGUGGCAUUUAAGUAUGAUGAGCGCUGAACCUGUUGUUAUCGUGUCUGCUUCUAGGACACCUAUAGGAUCUUUCAAUGGAGCUCUGUCCACUGUGCCCCUGCAUGAACUUGGCUCUGUUGUCAUCAGAGAGGUCUUGAGAAGAGCUAGUGUGAAACCAGAGGAGGUGUCUGAAGUCAUCAUGGGACAUGUGUUAACAGCAGGUCAUGGGCAGAAUCCUGCUCGCCAGGCCAGCGUGGGAGCUGGAAUCCCUUACCCUGUGCCUGCCUGGAGCUGCCAGAUGGUGUGUGGCUCUGGCCUGAAAGCCGUGUGCUUGGGAGCGCAGUCACUCCGCACUGGAGAGUCCACAGUCGUUGUAGCAGGAGGAAUGGAGAGCAUGAGCAGGACGCCUCACACGGUGCACAUGCGCGCUGGAAUUAAAAUGGGAGAUGCUUGUCUGCAAGACUCGGUCAUCUCUGAUGGCUUGACUGAUGCAUUUCACAACUAUCACAUGGGCAUAACAGCUGAAAACGUUGCCAAGCAGUGGAAUGUGAGCCGUGAAGCCCAGGACCAGUUUGCUGUCACGUCUCAAAACCGAACAGAAGCUGCUCAGAAAGCAGGCUAUUUCGACAAGGAGAUUGUGCCGGUCACUGUGUCGUCAAGGAAAGGCCCAGUUGAAGUGAAAUCAGAUGAGUUUCCUCGUCAUGGAAGUAAUUUGGGUGCAAUGUCUAAACUGAAGCCCUGUUUCCUAAAAGACAGCACAGGCACCGUGACUCCAGCUAACGCCUCAGGUAUAAAUGAUGGGGCUGCAGCUACUGUUCUGAUGACCAAAUCUGAGGCUGAGAGAAGAGGUUUGAAGCCGAUGGCUUUGAUUACUUCCUGGGCUCAAGUUGGUUUAGAUCCAGCAGUUAUGGGCACUGGGCCUAUUCUAGCAAUAAAGAAAGCCGUGGAGAAUGCAGGAUGGCAGCUGGACCAAGUGGAUCUGUUUGAAAUCAAUGAAGCUUUUGCUGCCCAAUCUAUCGCUGUCACAAAGGAACUUGGCCUGGACCCAGAUAAGGUCAAUGUCCAAGGUGGUGCCAUCGCUCUCGGCCACCCUCUGGGAAUGUCUGGCUGUCGGAUCUUGGUCACUCUCCUCUAUGCUCUUGAACGCACAGGGGGAAGGCGAGGAGUUGCUGCCUUGUGCAUUGGAGGUGGCAUGGGAAUAGCAAUGUGUGUUGAAAGGAUGUGAAUUUAGAGUAGCCUACAUGAAUGUGAAAAUUAGAAAGGAAAAACAGGUGAAUUGUAGAAUUACAACACUUAAUACUGUAACUGUCAUUCCUUAAAAUUAUUUUGCCAUAUAAUUGCAUUAAUUUUUUAAAUUAAAAUACUAGUGCUACUGUAUAUCUGAAACCAAAACCAAUGGUUCUACUCGGGUAUUCUCUUAAACUGCCAAGUAUUCUUUGUAAGGUAGUUACUAGAACAGAAUUCCCAGCCACAUAUUUGAUGCCCCAACUCUAAGCAAGUACCUGCUAAACUACCAAAUGAGCAAGGUGUGCAACAUGGUCUCCGUUUGGUUGCAGUCUUAUUUUGUCUUAACCAUCAAUAGCCAACUAUUUCAAAGUUUCUCUUUUGGAAAUCAGACUUCAGCCUCAGUAUCUCAUACAAUUUGUCAUGCCAUGAAGCACAUAGUUAAAUUUGGUAAAUAGUGCCAGUAUGUUGCCAUGCACGUGGUUGAAGAAAUGAAAAAAGGUCACAGCUCCACACUCAAACCAACUGAAUCACUCAGCCAUGAAAACAGUCAGUAUGCUUUGGCCACAACAUGCUCUAUAUACACAAAGCAGCAAUGCACACAAAAAACAGCUGGUCUGUGAAAUAUAAUCAGAUACACCAGUGUGAUCAGUUUAAAAGGUGUUCAAAGAAGUCUGAAUAAUGUUUUCAUUGUAAAUGCAAAAAAAAACUUAUUGUUGCUUAAACCUCUUACAUAAUUAUGGGUGUAUUAUUACUAAUGUCAUGGUUAUUUGUCUCUGUCUUUUAAUGUAGAAUACAGCACAUUUGUAUUUACUUCAAAAGGAUCUUAUUAAACAGCUAUUUAAAAUGG